Neurospora crassa OR74A is the source of this 2101-nucleotide messenger RNA. RefSeq lists its product as hypothetical. The transcript has 3 exons. The record is from RefSeq and is a predicted model, not a curated record. Lineage: Eukaryota; Fungi; Ascomycota; Sordariomycetes; Sordariales; Sordariaceae. The coding region runs from base 390 to 1778 and encodes 462 amino acids.
UUUGAAGUUGAUAGUCUGGUCUGGUCUGGUACCUCCUUCGUUACACAUCUGAAACUGAUAGAAGUUAGUAUCUGGAAUUCACUCCACUUUACAUAGCAGUCUAGUCCUCCCCCCGAUUUUUUCUUCAUCCUUUCCUUUCAUCCAGGCAUUGCUUUCAUCCUACACCACACUAGAAUAUUCAGUCCUGGUCUUUGUAUCUACCCUCCAGUUAGUCGACAGUCAUUCAGUCAUCAGUCAGACUCAUACACCAGAAGAGCAACUACAACUACAACUACAACGACAGAACACCACGGACUUGAUACCCAACACCACCUUACUGAACACCUUCACCUCCACCAGCCCAAUAACCAACACCUAACACCCAAACAACCCCAACCUCAGCUCACAAAAUGCCACCACCCCCCCGAACCCCCGAAAACUACACCCUCCGCGUAACAGCCGGUCCAACCUACGACCUCGCCACCCAUGUCGAGAUUCCCAUCAACUCCCCUCACCUAACCCACAUAUCUUCUCCUUCUUCUUCUUCUUCUUCGACCACGGAAGCAGGGAUGGACAUCGACCUCACCGUGCGCAUCCAAAACUAUCACCGCGGUUUACCGAGGAACUCCCCCUCUACUUCUCCCUACUUUGACAGGGAGCCGCAUAGGUAUAAUAGGGAUCAGUACAGUAUCGGAUUGAGAUUUAGGCCGCGGCGGCCGGGGACGUCGACUGAACCUACCUCUGCUAAACCUGCUGGGGAUGAUGGGCAGGAGCGGGAUGGCGCCGGCGAGAAUGGGGAGAAGGAUAUGAACGAAAAGGACGGAAUCCCAGCGACAGACCUCCAAUUCGGCAACGACUUUGACCACCCUAUCCGAAACUACCUGCCGCCGGGCGUCAACACGGCAAUGAACAUCCUCAAGUGGUGGAUCGACCCCGGACUCGAAGGGGAUGCGUAUGCGGACCAGCCAUAUUUGUAUGGACCGGCGCUGUCGAGUUUUAAUGCUGUUAGGGUGGGGAAGGGGGAGGAAGAUGAGAGUAAGGGGGGGUUGUGGGUGGAGGAGGGGGCGUCCGAUUCGGAAGGGGAAUCUGAGUUCGAUGCUAAUUCUGACGACGACGACGACGACGACGACGACGGCAGGAACGAUAAGGCUACGGAAACCGGGGAUGCAGAAGGACAUGGACAUGGACAUGGACACGGGCACGAGAAGGAGAAGGAGAAGAAGAAGCAUAAAAAAGGAAAUGGGAGGAAAUCAGGUAAACAGUGGAGAGAAGAGGUCCUUGCUGGCUCGGGAGUCGGGAACGAUGCCAAGAAACGCCAAAAGUGGGCGUUGAAGGAGGAUGCGAAAACGAAGUGGGUGUGGGAGUAUGGGCGCACGUAUGCGGUCGAUUUCUAUAAUCCGUAUAUCGAUUUCGGCAAGUGCGAGCUCAAGUUACCGGGUUUUGGGGUUAAUGUUUUGAGGUACUGGGAUGGGGAGACUGGGUUGCGAUACGUCCUCCGCAACCGCCUCACCAAAAAACCCUACCUCGUCAUCCUCUUCACCCUCUACCCAAACGACAUGGUAAACGAAGACGGCACGCUCAAGUCCGAGGCGUUGAAAGUGACGGCUAGGGCUAGUGGAGGAGAGAAAGAUGAGCAGGUGAACUAUGGAGAGAAAGAGGCCGUGGAUGGAGGCGACAAGUUUGAUGCGGACAAGGCAGUUGAGGAGGCCAAGAGCAAGUUGGAGGGUGUUACCUUGGGUGCGGGUGAGGGUCCAAGGGGAGGUGCAGGUGUUGGCGCGGCUGAUGAUGAUGUCGAUUGAGAUGGUGAUUAAGUAGCCAUGUUCUUGGAGGGGUGGGAUCGGGGGGGAGGAGAAUGAGUGAGACUUGGAGCCUAAGCCGGGUGUCAGUUAUUAGAAGUUAAGGACGUUGAGUUAUCUCUACGUCUUCUAACCGCUUACUAGUCACCACCUGACUCUACACGCUUCCCGGUAAAAGCGGCUCUUUGUUUGAUAAAGUCAUGGAGUCACUGAAUUAUCCUCAUCUCCCCUUCUUUCUCUCCCAUUUUAAGGAAAGAUAAGCCUGGACUACGUAUCUACGCCCAAUGCUGUAUCUGACGAUUUCCUUAACUAAGACUACCCCACAG